CCAUCCCCACCUUGCCCUUUCCCUUUCCCCCUUUCUUCUCACCCCGCCCGCCCAUGGCUAUGGCCUUCUUCUUCCUCCUCCUCCUCCAUGGCCAUGCCCCCCCCGCUCUCCCCGCCUCCUCCUCCUCCUCGCUUCUCCCUCGUCCCCGCCCCGUCUCUCUCUUGUUAGUUAGUUAGUGCCUGCCUCGCCCUUUCCUCACACUCCGAGUCCAUCUGCUGUUUCCCUACCUCCCGAUUUCCUGCCCAGGCAUGCCUCGGCCGGGCGGAAGUGCUCUCGCUGAUGCUUUGGCGUUCGGUACUCUCGCGCGGUGAGUUGUGGUCGCAAGCCCCGCAGAUUAGAGAGUAAGAGGGUGCGGUUGUGCUGGCUCUGGGGUUGGCUCCAGCGCUGUGGGGGUUGAUAGGGGCGUUGGCUAUUGGAAUCGACUUUCGCGGGUUGUGUGGAAGUGGGACGCAGUGCCGGACCAUCUGCUAAGAUCUACUCGGGGGUGCAUCUAAGCCAUUGGGGCUGUGUGUACGAAGGGGUGGAAAGAUAUAUUGCGGGUGUGCGGAGGGGCACACUUGAAGUAUGACAUUGCUUGGGACAGGCGUAGUGAAUAAAGGCACGGCAGAGAGAGAGGAUUGGUGCGGAGUGGUCGGGUGUGAGUGAUUUGGAAGCCAAGGGGUAGGUAGCUGAGAUGGAGAUGAGUGGAGCAUGUGAGGAGGGAGGAUUGGGAAAGCAGGUGGUGAUUGUAUCAUCUUCGCGAGGCAUGUGAUGUGUGGUCGGUGGAGUUAGCUUCUACGGGCAACUGGAAAUAGUGACCGAGUCGCUUCAGUUGAUUCAUUGACAUGUGGACUAUUCAAUGUCACGUCGUCAUUUUGAUCCACCAGGGAAUUCUGCCAGAAUUAUACGUACUAAAGUAGAAAUUUACGUUUCGGGGACUUCGAGUCUUCUAUGGCAUCUGCGACUGCGGGUAUUAUCAACAGCACAAACAUGAUCGGAGGAGGAAUAGCUCCAACUAAAGCUGGCUCAAGCGGAGUAGAAUUGUUACCGAAAGAAAUGCACGACAUGAAGCUCAGGGAUGACAAGGUUGACCACAGCGACGACAAGGAAAUUGAGGCUUCAAUAGUAGAUGGAAACGGUACCGAAACUGGCCACAUCAUAGCUACUACUAUUGGAGGGCGAAAUGGACAACCUAAGCAGACGAUCAGCUAUUCGGCAGAACGUGUUGUUGGCACUGGAUCAUUCGGGAUUGUCUUCCAGGCAAAAUGCAUCGAAACUGGGGAGACGGUGGCUAUAAAGAAAGUGUUGCAGGACAAAAGAUACAAGAAUCGAGAGCUGCAGAUCAUGCGACUGUUGGACCACCCGAAUAUUGUAGCUUUGAAGCAUUGCUUCUUCUCGACGACGGAUAAAGACGAAUUGUACUUAAACCUGGUGCUGGAGUAUGUACCCGAGACGGUGUAUCGUAUUGCAAAGCACUACAAUCGCAUGAAUCAGCGAAUGCCCCUUGUUUACGUGAAACUGUACACGUAUCAGAUAUGCCGAUCACUGGCAUAUAUCCACAAUGGCAUCGGUGUCUGCCACCGCGACAUCAAGCCCCAGAACCUGCUGGUGAAUCCUCAUACGCACCAGCUGAAACUGUGUGAUUUUGGAAGUGCGAAAGUGCUGGUGAAAGGGGAGCCCAAUAUCUCGUACAUUUGUUCGCGGUACUACCGUGCUCCGGAGCUUAUUUUUGGAGCGACGGAGUACACGACUGCCAUAGAUAUAUGGUCGAUGGGUUGCGUGAUGGCAGAGCUUCUACUAGGACAGCCUUUGUUUCCUGGAGAGAGUGGAGUGGAUCAAUUGGUGGAAAUCAUCAAGGUUUUGGGGACACCGACUCGUGAGGAGAUCAAGUGCAUGAAUCCGAACUACACAGAGUUCAAGUUUCCACAAAUCAAGGCGCACCCGUGGCACAAAGUUUUCCACAAACGCAUGCCACCUGAAGCAGUUGACUUGGUGUCAAGGCUCCUUCAGUACUCUCCAAAUCUGCGGUGCAACGCUCUGGAAGCGUGUGUGCACCCGUUCUUUGAUGAGCUAAGGGAUCCUAACUGCCGGCUUCCGAAUGGGCGGCCACUGCCCUCUCUGUUCAACUUCAAAACCCAAGAGUUGAAGGGUGCAACUCCUGAUAUUCUGCAGCGUUUGAUACCCGAGCACGCGAGGAAGCAGAAUCCGAUGCUGGCGCUGUGAGGGGUGCCUGGAAAGAGAUCGGAAGAGUCUACUGCGUGAAAGGUUUUCCUCUGUUUGGAGGAGUGGUCCGCUUUGUGGAGGGCUUCAUAGGCACUCUGUAUCAUUGCUUAAACACGUAAAGUCAACCAAUUUGCUAUGGAUCCCUGCUUUCGCUGUGAUUGGAGGAAGACUUAGUAGACGAUUAGCAUGCCACUUUUAGGAACGGCAAUUCUCCUGUAGUGAAGGUUACGAUUCUAUUGUACUUCAGAACGGUAAAGGUAUUUAGGGGUUCUCAGUGCUUCCUGAUUUGGGUACGUGAUGUACCAUUGGAAAGGCUUCAAACGCAUGUAUAUCUAUGAGACUUUGACGUUACUUUUUAUCGUCAGUACUCAGGAAGCUCCUCUCUGGAUGGGAUUAUCCAUUCGUGCCGUUCGAAUCGCAAUAUUCCCAAUUGACUUAGAAUUUAGUGUUUGUAUAUGUUCUUUUCUAGAGUACGUGCUUUGUUAGUUCCAGUCUUCACAUAAGGUCCUCGCUCUUAUUUGUU
Messenger RNA from Physcomitrium patens, 2725 nucleotides. Its product is annotated as shaggy-related protein kinase epsilon. Lineage: Eukaryota; Viridiplantae; Streptophyta; Bryopsida; Funariales; Funariaceae. Gene Ontology annotation, molecular function: ATP binding; protein serine/threonine kinase activity. The record is from RefSeq and is a predicted model, not a curated record. Gene Ontology annotation, cellular component: cytoplasm; nucleus. Gene Ontology annotation, biological process: cell differentiation; signal transduction; peptidyl-threonine phosphorylation.